Trichosurus vulpecula (common brushtail) is the source of this 3456-nucleotide messenger RNA. It is a transcript of the gene USP43, whose product is annotated as ubiquitin specific peptidase 43. Bases 1 to 3456 code for a protein of 1151 amino acids. Gene Ontology annotation, molecular function: cysteine-type deubiquitinase activity. Gene Ontology annotation, biological process: protein deubiquitination. The transcript has 15 exons. Lineage: Eukaryota; Metazoa; Chordata; Mammalia; Diprotodontia; Phalangeridae. The record is from RefSeq and is a predicted model, not a curated record.
AUGACUGACCCGGGAACAGCCGCGGCGGCCAGCGUCCGGACACGUGAGGGGCCACCAGCUGCCCCCCGUCGCCGCCGCUCCUUGCGCCGUCUCUUCGGCCGCUUUCUGCGCGUUCUGGGCGUCCUCUCCCGCUCCGGGGGCUUCCAGCCGGGGAACCAGCCCGGGGCGGAGCAGAACGAUCCUGACCCUGGCAGCGGCGGCAGGGACUGCUCAGGGGACUCCGCCUGGCCAGCCAGAGAGGUCUCCUGGGAGGCUGGGGACGCGCGCCUUCCCCAGCCCGCUCCCGGAGACAAGGCGCGCCCCCCGGGCACGCAGGGCUUGAAGAACCAUGGUAACACCUGCUUCAUGAACGCGGUGGUGCAGUGCCUCAGCAACACUGACCUUCUGGCCGAGUUCUUGGCGCUGGGACACUACCGGGCCCGGCCUGGCCGAGCGGAGGUCACGGAGCAGCUGGCGGGGCUGGUCCGGGCGCUCUGGACUCGGGACUACACCCCGCACCUCUCGGUGGAGUUCAAGAACACAGUUUCUAAGUAUGGCUCUCAGUUCCAAGGUAAUUCACAACAUGAUGCCCUGGAAUUUCUCCUCUGGCUUUUGGAUCGUGUGCAUGAGGACUUGGACGGUUCACCUCCUGGGCAGACAUCUGAAAAGCCCCAGACUGAGCCUGGCCAAAAUUUGGUGCAACCUCUAUCAUCAGGUCAGCUUUCUCCAAGACAAAGUUUUGUUCAAAAUCACUUUCAAGCCCAGUAUAGGUCUUCGUUGACCUGUCCUCACUGCCAAAAACAGAGCAAUACCUUUGAUCCUUUCCUUUGUGUGUCACUACCCAUUCCAUCAUGUCAGACCAGAUCCUUAAAUGUCACGUUGGUCUUCCAGUCCAAGAGUCAGAGGUUCUUGAGGAUUGGUUUGGCCGUGCCACUUUUCAGCACUGUGGCCACCCUGAGAAAGAUGGUCGCAGAAGAAGGCAAAAUAACAGCUAAUGAGGUGGUUCUGGUUGAGUUGUCCUCCAGUGGAUUCCAGCGUUCUUUCUUUGAUGAAGAGGACUUGAAUGACAUUUCAGAAGGAGACAACGUGUAUGCUUUCCAAGCUCCUUGGUCACCCAUCUGGGGAGUUCCUACCACAUUUUCAGGUUGUCCAUCCAGUAUUCAGUUCAACAAGCACCAAGUCCAGAUGGCUACCUUGGGACCUGAAUCUUUGCCUUCUGGGAAUGGGAGCAAAGUGCUACUUCUACUUUGUAACUUGGUGGAGUCAGGACAAAAAGCUAAAAGAUUUGGUCCACCUUUACUAAUGAGAGAAGACAGAGCUAUAUCUUGGGACCAGCUCCAACAACAGAUCUUGAAUAAAAUGCGCUAUUUAAUGAAACAGGAGGUGCCAGUGCAGCAGAGCUUGGGGUCAUUGUUUGCUGUUCGGGUUGUGGGAUUAUCCAACAUCUGCAGCUACUUGUCCCCACAAGACAACAGACCCCUCUUUCACUGGGUUGUUGAAAGGUCUUUGAAGCUCAGCAGGCCAGGAGGUCCCCCACAUAUCAAGCUGGCAGUAGAAUGGGAUAGGACCACCAAAGAGCUCUUGUUUGGAAAUAUUCAGGAGGAAGUAGUCCAGGAUGCCCCAAGUGUUCAGCUCCAGCAGCAGGCCCAUCAGCAGCCCAGCUGUACCCUAAAUGAGUGCUUUCAGCUCUAUACUAAGGAGGAACAGUUGGCUCCUGAUGAUGCAUGGAAAUGCCCCCAUUGCAAGAUCCUCCAGCAGGGGAUGGUGAAACUAAGUUUGUGGACAUUGCCUGACAUUCUCAUAAUCCACCUCAAACGAUUCUGUCAAGUUGGGGAGAGAAGAAGCAAGCUCUCCACUCUGGUGAAGUUUCCUCUCUUUGGCCUCAACAUGGCCCCCCAUGUAGCCAAAAGGAAUCUUGGCCAGGAGCACCUGCCGAACUCUUGGCCCACCUGGGAACCGGCAUCUUGCCUGCCUAAUAGCUGCCCGCUUGACUUCUUGUAUGACUUAUAUGCUGUCUGUAACCACCAUGGCAGCAUGCAGGGUGGACAUUACACAGCCUACUGCAGAAACUCACUGGAUGGCCAGUGGUAUAGCUACGAUGACAGCACCGUGGAACCUGUUUUAGAAGAUGAGGUCAGCACCCGAGGAGCUUACAUUCUGUUUUAUCAGAAAAGGAACAUCAUUCCUGACUGGUCAGCCAACAGCUCAAUGAGAGGUUCCAUGAGCUCCUCCUUGUCUGAUCACUGGCUUAUAAGGCUUAGGAGUAACAACAGCAGCCAGAGGAAAAGCCUCUCAUCUUGGAGUUCUGCAAAUUUCGACUCCCUUUCUAAAAUGCCUGAUUCUCCUGUCUUCUCAGAAGCCCCUACCAAACAGGAGAAAGGAAAAUCUGAGUCAAAGCCUUUUGUGCGAGGCAUGCAAGGCAGAAGCGUUAGCAUGAAGGAGCCUGCCGCUUCUAAAAAAAUCCAGCAGGGGCCUUUCAAGACCAUGCCCCUUAGGUGGUCUUUCGGAGUCAAAGGUAGAACAAAACAUCACUCUGUUGAGUUGGUAGAAUAUUUAGAAUCUGGACGAAGACCCAAGUGCACUAAUCAGCCCAUCAUUCCAGUGAUGGUGACUGGUGCUCCUAAGAAGGUAGACAUACCAGCAUCAACUCAGUCAAAUUCAACAGCUCCCAGUAAUGACGAAGGGGAUAGUAAGAGGACAGAUGGGAAGGUACAGACUACUAGGACAAGCCUUUCUAGUCAUCAUAAGAAACAGUCCCUGACUACUGGCAAUAUUGAUACUCUAAGAAGAACCAAUAAACCCAAAGAAAACCUGCGUCAAGAGAUGAGGCUUCCCCCAAAACUGGAUGUUCCUCUGACUCUGGCAAAAUCAGCUGGGACUGAAGGGCUGGCUCAGGCAAAGAGCGGUGUAAACAGCCCAAACUGCACUGGGAACAACCAUAUGAGUAAUAGUUUACCACGUCCCAAGGAUUUUCUGAACGUCAAAAAUUUCUCUGGAACCAAUAGAGAUAAUGACCAAAGAGUCUCAGCCAGAUUUUGGGCUAAAACACAAGAAAAAAGUCCUGAGUCAGAACAGCUCCAGCAGAGGAAGUUUGCCCUUCUCAGAUCCAUUGUUUUAAAGAAAGAGCCCAAAGAGAAGGAUAGUAGUUCAGAGAUUUCCAUCAGUUCUUCCUUCAUCUCCCCAUUGAAUAGGCAACGGAACAAUCCAGAUAAAGAACAGAGUAAUAACAGGUUACCCAGCAAGCUUAGAGGAAACCUGACAAAGGAUGAGGUGAACCUCUUAGAAAAAGAUGUCAGUCAAGUCCAUGGCUCCUUCAGACUCCCCAGACAAACUGACUGGCUCCAGAGAGCCAGUGUCUCCCACCCACCACGUAGGUGUAUUCCUGAAGGACAGGCUUCCAAUGGCACCUUUCAAAAAGUGAAAUACCACACUAUUGCCUUAGGCCAGAAAAAAAAGGUACCCGAGUCCAGCUUGUGA